AUGGAUCAACUUCUGGAUGCGUUCUGCAAAUGUCACCCUCCAAUCUUUCAUGGGGAAGUGAACCCUAGCACUGCAGCAGCAUGGAUCAAACAAAUCUCCAAGUACCUAGAAGUACUUAAUGCGACCAAUGUGGGGGAUCGCAUUGCCUUAGCAAUAUUUCAGAUGCAAGGGGAAGCAGAUCAUUGGUGGGACUUGAUCAAGACCACUCACAAUUUGACAACUAUGACCUGGCAGAUGUUCGAAAACCUUUUCCCAGAAAAAUACUUCCCAGCACCUAUGAAACAAGCCAUGGCCCAGGAAUUUAUGGACUUGAAGCAGCGUACCUUGACAAUAACCCAAUAUACUGCCCGUUUUGAAGAACUGGCACGUCAUGCUACUACUGUGGUACCCACUGAUGUUACAAAAGCUAUGAAGUUUGAAUGGGGUUUGUCCCACUCUAUUCGUACUAGUGUGGAUGCCAGGUCCACAAAAAGUAGAUCCGAGGAGCAAUUAAGCUCAGUAGUUAACUCCUACCCCUAUGUCCCUUACACUAACAAAAAUAGUAUAUAA
This is a messenger RNA of Rhododendron vialii, 549 nucleotides long. RefSeq lists its product as uncharacterized. Bases 1 to 549 code for a protein of 182 amino acids. The transcript has a single exon. NCBI's taxonomy places the organism in Eukaryota, Viridiplantae, Streptophyta, Magnoliopsida, Ericales, Ericaceae. The record is from RefSeq and is a predicted model, not a curated record.